AUUCAUCUCUUCCAACUUCUCAAUUUCAUCCCCACAACUGAAAAGUAUUUCGCUCUUUUCCAUAUAAUAAUAACAGCACCGAGCGCGCUCUCUCUCUCUCUCUCACCCUUUGGUGUGUGUUUGUGUGUGAAUCUUGCUGAUAAACUCAAAGUUGAGCUUUUUUUUCCCUGUGUCCAUUAAUUUUGAUCACUUCUUUAACAUGGCUGAAAAUCCCAUUUCAGGCGAACUUAGUAGUCUUUCCCUGAAUAAAAAUGGAGGAUCAGCUGAGAAGAACCCUCUUGUUGUUUGCUUUGGAGAAAUGUUGAUAGAUUUUGUACCUACAGUUUCUGGGGUUUCACUUGCUGAAGCUCCUUCCUUCAAGAAAGCUGCAGGUGGUGCUCCUGCUAAUGUCUCUGUUUGUAUAGCAAAGUUGGGAGGUUCGGCGGCUUUUAUCGGGAAGGUAGGCGAGGAUGAGUUUGGGCAUAUGCUUGCUGACAUGCUAAAAGAGAACAAAGUCAAUAAUUCUGGUGUGCGAUUUGACCCCAUUGCAAGGACUGCACUGGCAUUUGUCACACUCAGAGCAGAUGGUGAGCGUGAAUUCAUGUUUUUCCGUAAUCCGAGUGCUGACAUGCUUUUGCGGGAGUCAGAACUUGAUGUAAAUCUUGUUAAGAAGGCAACUAUUUUUCACUAUGGUUCAAUCAGUUUGAUUGAAGAACCAUGUCGAUCAACACAACUUGUUGCCAUGAGCAUUGCAAAGAAAUCCGGUAGCUUACUCUCUUAUGACCCAAAUCUGAGACUGGCAUUAUGGCCUUCGGGUGAUGCCGCUCGAAAGGGAAUAAUGUCGAUAUGGGAUCAAGCUGAUAUUGUCAAGAUAAGUGAGGAGGAGAUUUCGUUCCUGACUGAAGGUGCUGAUCCGCAAGAUGACAAUGUGGUGUUAAAAAAGCUUUUUCAUCCUAACCUACGACUUUUGCUUGUAAGUGAAGGAAAGGCUGGCUGCAGAUAUUACACAAAGCAAUUCAAAGGAAGAGUUUCUGCUGUUAAAGUCGAACCUAUAGACACAAAUGGAGCUGGCGAUGCAUUCAUGGGUGCAGUACUUUAUUGUUUGGCCUCAGAUGUGAAUCUUAUUCAGGACGAGAAGCGUUUGAGGGAGGCUCUCUUCUUUGCAAAUGCUUGUGGUGCCCUCACAGUGACAAAGAACGGUGCUAUUCCCGCGUUACCUACAAAAGACGCCAUCCUAAAGAUUAUGGCGGAUGCCACUGCGUGAGAAGGAAAAGCAAAAUAUAUAGUUUUCGUCUUUGUUGUGUCUCUGUGAAAACGGAAGUAGGACCUGAGUCAGGGGCUGCGGCGAUGAGUAGCUUUUUCUUGCUAGCAACUGAAUUUGAGUUUCUUGUAGGUGUGAAUAAAGAUCAACUAGGUGAUGUUACAGUAGACAACAUUUUCCAGGUAGUGAAACUUUGUUGCCUGAAUGGUUGUAAGGCUAGCAUUUUGUUCAGAGGAGGUAAAAUAGCUCUGUUGCCAUAUCUGUUGUAAUACAGAACAUAUGCACUUU
Sesamum indicum (sesame) is the source of this 1528-nucleotide messenger RNA. RefSeq names its product pfkB-like carbohydrate kinase family protein. NCBI's taxonomy places the organism in Eukaryota, Viridiplantae, Streptophyta, Magnoliopsida, Lamiales, Pedaliaceae. Gene Ontology annotation, cellular component: cytosol. The record is from RefSeq and is a predicted model, not a curated record. Gene Ontology annotation, molecular function: fructokinase activity. Gene Ontology annotation, biological process: fructose metabolic process.